ACUCUCACGCAUAGCGUACAGAAAACGCAUUAUAUUUUCGGUUGUAGGUGAUUCUUUUUCGGAAAUUCGUUCUUCGCCCAGUUGCCUGGUGGGUGGGUGGAGCUCUAUGUAUAUAAAUUCGUGAAAGAUUUUCCUUUCUAUAUUAUACGCACAACUAAUAUGAUGUAUAUACACACAAUACCUACACACAUAAUUUCGAGUGCGUAUCGCUUUUCUGGAGUAAAAGUUCACGACAUUUCCAACAAACUGUAUGAAUAGUGCCAGUAUAUUUUGAACUUGCAUUGGGUGAACAUGAUGGAGAAGAAUUCUUUUGAUACGCUAUAGAUUUUUAUAAUAUUGUAUGUCUAAUAUACCAGAAUGUUGUUCUGACCAUUUUUUUUUUACCAAUUUGGAAGAAAGUGAAAAUAAUAGAAACGGUUACUGUUGAAUGAAAAAAACAAAAAAAACAUUUGGGAUGUAAACAAGUUGAAUUAAAGAAAAACGGGAAAAAUUAAGACUGAAAAACUGUGAUUUUUACUGAGGAUUUUAGUGUAUUUCGAUAAAUAUUAUUAUUUUUUCGUCGUUUUGUGGUAAUAUGAGCAUUGGAAUCCAAAGAUGAGCAUAUGGGAAAAACAAGAUUGGAUUAAAGACAUUCUAUCGAAAUCUGGAACUGAAAUAACGGAAAUAAAGGAUGAGGAUAAUAAAGGCGUCAACAAAAUGGUUUACUACACGGCAUUACCACUGAUAAUGCAGGCCGAUCCGAAUUCAACACAAAUAUGUGCAAGUGUAAAAAGCGAGGAUGAGUCUGGCCGAAUGAUGAAUCCAGCCAAUAACCUACUAUAUUCGGAUAACGAACAGUACAAUCACUUGAACCAACACCGCGACAAAUUAGCCUUACCAGCUCACAUGAACGCGCUGCCAGUACAACACCAGCAACAACACAACCUGUCCACAUCACCGCAACAUCAUCGCCUGCCUACGCCACCACAAAAGAAACCAGCACAGCCAAAAACACAAUUCAAAUGUCACCAGUGCAAUAUGGUCUUUGGCAGCAAAAGUGCACACACCAGUCAUGUGAAAAGUCAUGCCAAAACAGCUCAGCAAAAUGUUUCGACUGCGGCGGGAGACUUGAGUUCGGCGGGUCCAACGUCUGCUGACCCGUAUCAGUGUGACGUGUGCAAGAAAACGUUCGCCGUACCUGCUCGACUGGAUCGCCAUUAUCGCACUCACACAGGAGAGCGACCAUUCGGCUGCGAUUUCUGUGAGAAACGUUUCAGUGUCAAAGAGAAUCUUCAAGUUCACCGGCGGAUUCAUACGAAAGAAAGGCCGUACAAAUGUGAAGUGUGUGGUCGAGCAUUCGAGCACAGUGGAAAACUACACAGACAUUACCGAAUUCAUACCGGUGAGAGACCACACAAAUGUAAUGUGUGCAACAAGACUUUUAUUCAGUCCGGUCAGCUAGUUAUUCACAACAGGACUCACAGCGGUGAAAAGCCUUACAAAUGUCCGGUUGAAGGUUGCGGAAAGGGUUUCACAUGUUCCAAGCAAUUAAAAGUACAUUCUCGGACGCAUACGGGCGAAAAACCCUACAAAUGUGAUAUUUGCUUUCGAGACUUUGGAUACAAUCACGUUUUGAAGUUGCAUCGCGUUCAGCAUUACGGUUCCAAGUGCUACAAAUGUACGAUCUGUGACGAAACAUUCAAAAGUAAGAAGGAAAUGGAAGCCCACAUCAAAGGUCAUGCCAGUGAAAUUACGGACGAAGACGGCAAUGAUUCAACGCUAUCGACUGAGUUGGACACGCGCAAAAACCAUAAUUUAAGCAAUCUGAUGACGGCCAUCAGUAAACCAAGCACCUACACCGAAACACCCAGAGAAUCAAGCUCGGAAGCGAACUCGGAUGCCGACGAUUUAGCCUACUACAAUCUGCAGUUUUCCAGACUCGAACAAUCCAACAUCAGCCACUACAAUAACAUGGAACAGGCGUCCGGUGUUGAUCCGGCACUAUUAGCAGCUGUAUCAUUAGCAGCAUCGGUAGUUGGUAAUGGUGAAAUGGGUGAUUACGGAUCGGUAUCGCCGAACAAAACGCAGUCGAAGAAUACAACCGGACUACACACCCCACCAUCGCUACACCAAAACAGUUUCAGUCAAAACAAUCUCGUCUACGAACCACUAGCUGUAAUGCGGCAACAGGGCUACUUUACACCAGCUCCACGGGUUGAGGAAUUUCGAUCGUCCAUUGACGGUGCUAGUGAAAUCGUUAAGCGAGUCGAAGCAGCACUAGCCGGAGCUGAACCACUACUCACCCCACCGCGAUCAUCGCCCGAAUCACCGGAUCGUUCAUCGUCGCCCGAAAGUGAUGGGAUGCUGGUGACCAAUCGUGACAACAUGAGUCUACCGCUGCGAAAGCGAAAGCUUUAUAUUCAAGACAAUCAGAGCGAUGAAUCACCGGCUAUGCGAUUGAGCUCCGUUAUCCAGUUCGCUAAAGCAUCCUAGAAGCGAAUACCGUGAAAGCGGCCGGAGAAUUUUAGUCCAAUCAUUAGAUCGAAAAGUGUUCACCACUGAGGUUGAUCGGUUUGAUUAUAUUUUUUGGCGAUUAGUAAAACCAAAGACAAUAUUGCUUGAUUGGAACGUCGCAUGAUUUCAUUGUAAUUAUAGCCGGGAACGGUAAAUUGUCAAGGAGUUAAGGUGGCGUCCGAUUUGUACAAUUUUUAAUCGCCAUCGAAAAUGAUUAAUUGUCUGACGAUCAAUAAAAUGAAAGUUCACAUUGACUGACCAUUACACUAAAUUAUCUUAUUAAUAAAACAAAACAAAAAAAUCCGAAAAUUAUUUUACUGAUGAGACAUAAAAUAGGUUUUAAGUGCAUCUCAAACGACGGUAGAUAUCGCUUUAUAUUCACACACGAGUCAUUAUAAUGGUUUUAUAUAUGGUAGCAUAGUCAUAAAUUCGUUAAAGAAAUCAUUGUUGUUACAACACCUCAGCCUUCUGCUGUUUCUUCAGUUUGGCCUGGUACUUUGGAAAGCUUAGGGCUUUUGGUUUGGACUGACCUAUUUCUUUCGGUUUGAAACACGACUAAAUUGCAACGAAAAACCGAUGAACGAAAAAGCUCUGUUCGGAAUUGUUCAUUCUUUUCAACCGAAAGCACCAAAUCAACUCACAAAAGAUAGUUCCAAUUACCAACAAAACAGUGUUGCCAGCCGAAUGAGACUCAUUCAUUAAUUAAUGGAAGGUUGUGUAGACUGUUAACGGAGAGCGAAGAUCAGUUAAAUUUCAGUGGCCUUGAAGGCAAUGAUGAAUGGAAAAUGAAUCGAAAUUUGACAGUUCGAAUUUUCGAAAUACCAACUUCUUCUAUCGUUUUGAUGUUGCCCCCAAGGCCAGUCACGUUUAACUGAAUCGGAAUAUCUAUUCGCUCAUAAUAACAAUUAUGAAUAAAAAACGGAAAUAAAAUGGCAUCGUUCGGGUCUCAAUUUGCGUUAACGAUAAACAAAUAAUUAAUAUUUAAUUCUCUACGUAAGUGAAAGAUUACUAUUAAACCCACAAACAAAUAUCCUUAUCAUUUUGAUAACAGACAAAAAAGCUAUUUUUUAAGCAUUAGAAUAUAUCGGAAAAUACGGAAAAUCAUAGAAGGCUAAGAGAAUUAAGUUAAAAAAUAAAUAAAUUAAUUAAUUAAUCUUUACAUUAACAAGUAUUUGAACAGACUAAAACAUUAUAAAAAUAAGGAAAAAUUAUUAAGACUGUCUCAGGAGAAAACGGCCAGAAUAUAUACAUAGAAAUAAUACUUAUAAUUAAAUUAAUGAACGUAGCUGGAGUGUAUAAAAUAUCCAAUUUUUUAUUAUUAUUGUUUUUGUUUUGUUUCCGUUAAUAUAUAUGUCAUUUAAAAAAAAAAACAACCAACAAUUGGAAUAACAUCUUUAAUUAUACUAUUGUAUGAAAGUGUCCGUUUUGUAAUAAUAAUAAUAAUAAAAGGAAAAUUAUGUAAAAAAAAGUGCUGCAAAGGAUGAUAAUCUCACCGGUAACUGUUCAGGUGCACAUAUUAGAUUCGUGUUGGCGAACGAACUCAAAAGCAUCAUCAUCUAAUGAUCCCAAAUCCAAUGAUCUCCUAAUCUAAUGAUCGCCAAAUGUAAUGAUCCCCCAAAUCGAAUGAUCCCCCAAAUUAAAUGAUUCCCCAAAUCGAAUGAUCCCCCAAAUCGAAUGAUCCACAAAUCCAACAAUCCCCAAAUCCAACGAUCGCCUAAUCCAAUCAUCCCCUAAGCCAAGGAUAUCCUAAUCUAAUGAUACACAAAUCGAAUGAUCCACCAAAUCGAAUGAUCCACAAAUCCAAUGAUCCCCAAAUCCAACGAUCGCCUAAUCCAAUGAUCUCCUAAUCUAAUGAUCGCCAAAUGUAAUGAUCCCCCAAAUCGAGUGAUCCCCCAAAUUAAAUGAUUCCCCAAAUCGAAUGAUCCACAAAUCCAACAAUCCCCAAAUCCAACGAUCGCCUAAUCCAAUCAUCCCCUAAGCCAAGGAUAUCCUAAUCUAAUGAUACACAAAUCGAAUGAUACACCAAAUCGAAUGAUCCACAAAUCCAAUGAUCCCCAAAUCCAACGAUCGCCUAAUCCAAUGAUCUCCUAAUCUAAUGAUCGCCAAAUGUAAUGAUCUACAAAUCGAAUGAUCCCCCAAAUUAAAUGAUUCCCCAAAUCGAAUGAUCCACAAAUCCAACAAUCCCCAAAUCCAACGAUCGCCUAAUCCAAUCAUCCACUAAGCCAACGAUCUCCUAAUCUAAUGAUACAAAAAUCGAAUGAUCCACCAAAUCGAAUGAUCCCCCAAAUCGAAUGAUCCCCCAAAUCGAAUGAUCCACAAAUCCAACGAUCGCCUAAUCCAAUCAUCCCCUAAUCCACCGAUCUCUAAAUCUAAUGAUCCUCAAAUGAUUUCUUAAAUCAAAUGAUUCCCAAAAUCGAAUGAUCCACCAAAUCAAAUGAUCCACAAAUCCAACAAUCCCCAAAUCCAACGAUCGCCUAAUCCAAUCAUCCCCUAAGGCAACGAUCUUCUAAUCUAAUGAUCCACCAAAUCGAAUGAUCCCCCAAAUCGAAUGAUCCCCCAAAUCGAAUGAUCCACAAAUCCAAUGAUCCCCAAAUCCAACGAUCGCCUAAUCCAAUCAUCCCCUAAGGCAACGAUCUUCUAAUCUAAUGAUCCCCCAAAUCGAAUGAUCCCUCAAAUCGAAUGAUCCCCCAAAUCGAAUGAUCCACAAAUCCAACGAUCGCCUAAUCCAAUUAUCCCCUAAUCCAACGAUCUCUAAAUCUAAUGAUCCACAAAUGAUUCCUUAAAUCAAAUGAUUCCCCAAAUCGAAUGAUCCACCAAAUCAAAUGAUCCACAAAUCCAACAAUCCCCAAAUCCAACGAUCGCCUAAUCCAAUCAUCCCCUAAGGCAACGAUCUCCUAAUCUAAUGAUCCACCAAAUCGAAUGAUCCACCAAAUCGAAUGAUCCCCCAAAUCGAAUGAUCCACAAAUCCAAUGAUCUCCAAAUCCAAUCAUCCCCUAAGGCAACGAUCUUCUAAUCUAAUGAUCCACAAAUCGAAUGAUCCCCCAAAUCGAAUGAUCCCCCAAAUCGAAUGAUCCACAAAUCCAACGAUCGCCUAAUCCAAUCAUCCCCUAAUCCACCGAUCUCUAAAUCUAAUGAUCCACAAAUGAUUCCUUAAAUCAAAUGAUUCCCCAAAUCGAAUGAUCCACAAAUCCAACAAUCCCCAAAUCCAACGAUCGCCUAAUCCAAUCAUCCACUAAGGCAACGAUCUUCUAAUCUAAUGAUCCACCAAAUCGAAUGAUCCCCCCAAUCGAAUGAUCCACAAAUCCAGCGAUCGCCUAAUCCAAUUAUCCCCUAAUUCAACGAUCUCUAAAUCUAAUGAUCCACAAAUCAAAUGAUUCCUUAAAUCAAAUGAUUCCCCAAAUCGAAUGAUCCCCCAAAUCUAAUGAUCCACCAAUCCAACAAUCCCCAAAUCCAACGAUCGUCUAAUCCAAUCAUCCCCUAAGCCAACGAUCUCCUAAUCUAAUGAUCCACAAAUCGAAUGAUCCCCCAAAUCGAAUGAUCCUCCAAAUCCAAUGAUCCCCAAAUCCAACGAUCGCCUAAUCCAAUCAUCACCUAAUCCAACGAUUUCUAAAUCUAAUGAUCCACAAAUCGAAUGAUCCACCAAAUCAAAUGAUCCACAAAUCCAACAAUCCCCAAAUCCAACGAUCGCCUAAUCCAAUCAUCACCUAAUCCAACGAUUUCUAAAUCUAAUGAUCCACAAAUCGAAUGAUCCACCAAAUCAAAUGAUCCACAAAUCCAACAAUCCCCAAAUCCAACGAUCGCCUAAUCCAAUUAUCCCCUAAUUCAACGAUCUCUAAAUCUAAUGAUCCACAAAUCAAAUGAUUCCUUAAAUCAAAUGAUUCCCCAAAUCGAAUGAUCCCCCAAAUCUAAUGAUCCACCAAUCCAACAAUCCCCAAAUCCAACGAUCGUCUAAUCCAAUCAUCCCCUAAGCCAACGAUCUCCUAAUCUAAUGAUCCACAAAUCGAAUGAUCCCCCAAAUCGAAUGAUCCUCCAAAUCCAAUGAUCCCCAAAUCCAACGAUCGCCUAAUCCAAUCAUCACCUAAUCCAACGAUUUCUAAAUCUAAUGAUCCCCAAAUCGAAUGAUCCACCAAAUCAAAUGAUCCACAAAUCCAACAAUCCCCAAAUCCAACGAUCGCCUAAUCCAAUCAUCCCCUAAGGCAACGAUCUCCUAAUCUAAUGAUCCACCAAAUCGAAUGAUCCACCAAAUCGAAUGAUCCCCCAAAUCGAAUGAUCCACAAAUCCAAUGAUCUCCAAAUCCAAUCAUCCCCUAAGGCAACGAUCUUCUAAUCUAAUGAUCCACAAAUCGAAUGAUCCCCCAAAUCGAAUGAUCCCCCAAAUCGAAUGAUCCACAAAUCCAACGAUCGCCUAAUCCAAUCAUCCCCUAAUCCACCGAUCUCUAAAUCUAAUGAUCCACAAAUGAUUCCUUAAAUCAAAUGAUUCCCCAAAUCGAAUGAUCCACAAAUCCAACAAUCCCCAAAUCCAACGAUCGCCUAAUCCAAUCAUCCACUAAGGCAACGAUCUUCUAAUCUAAUGAUCCACCAAAUCGAAUGAUCCCCCCAAUCGAAUGAUCCACAAAUCCAGCGAUCGCCUAAUCCAAUUAUCCCCUAAUUCAACGAUCUCUAAAUCUAAUGAUCCACAAAUCAAAUGAUUCCUUAAAUCAAAUGAUUCCCCAAAUCGAAUGAUCCCCCAAAUCGAAUGAUCCCCCAAAUCCAACGAUCGCCUAAUCCAAUCAUCCCCUAAUACAACGAUCUCUAAAUCUAAUGAUCCACAAAUCGAAUGAUCCACAAAUCCAACAAUCCUCAAAUCCAAUGAUUCGCUAACACAAUGAUUUCCAAAUCUAAUGAUCCCCUAAUCCAACGAUCUACUAACUACUAAUCUAAUGAUCCACAAAUCAAAUGAUCCCAAGCAAGGAUAUUUUUGGGAAUUUAAUUUCCGAAUAAUUGUAAAAAAAACUCAGAAAAAACUAAUUGGUAAACUACCGCCAGUUGCGGCACUAUACAGCUGAAUUUCUUUUCAGAGAUAUUUCUGACAGUCAGGCUUGUAUGAACAUCCAACAUAACAACGAGAAAACGGUUGGAUUUUCGUACCAAUACUCAAAGUUUAGAUGGACAUGAUACAUUUUCGACAACUGGGUCAAUGAUAUAUAUUGGAAUUUCUAUCCUUGCGAACAGCCCUUGUAUCCAUUGUAUGGAGAACGUCGUUAGUUUUAUGUUGACCCGUAUUCAGAUAUGAAAGCCACUAGAGAAAAAAGGCUAGUUCUAUGUUGAAUCAUAAAUUCAGCUAUGAAAACACAUAGAUGUCGCCACUAGAGAAAAUUUGCUAAAAAAAACUCGUCAGACUGCCCUAUUGUCCGAGGUAUUAAUUUAUGGGAUUUAGUUGACUCUUGUAGAAAGUCCUAGCAAAAAAUAAAAAUUGUCCAGAGAACCGUUUCUUCAUCGAUUAAUUUAUGAUGUGCUUGAGUUAUGUGUUCGUAAUGAGCUUUCGACAACAGAAAGUCUGUUUUGCCGUUGAUUAAUUGCAUUCAAGCGGGAUUAUGCACUUCAAUCAUUAUAAGAAGUGCUAAUUUCAGUCGACCGGAUACCCGAUUAUCAUCUGAACGUGCAUCUUGUACAAAAUAUAUUUAAGUUUUUAAAUGCAAUACAAAAUCAUUUAAUUGUAACACAAAACACUUGUGAAAUUAUGUAAUCCAAUCGCGUUUGGUAGUGUUUAGAAAAUGAUUUUCGAAAAUGGAAAUCAAAUUUAUUCGGACGUAAAGUAAUUUUUCACCAAAAUUAACCAAAAAGAAAAGAAAAAGGAAUUUUCGUUCGGUAACAUUUAUUGUACAUAAAAUUGAGUGAGUCGUCACAAUUUUGUUCCAAUAAAAAUAUUUAUUGUCGAAAAUCUGCAGAAUUUACAUAAUAUUUUAGUUGGAUUGGAGUUUAAUUUGAUUUCAAACAACGUACUAGAAUUGAAUUUUGAAUACGGCGCCUCCUCAACGCAGUAAUCAAAGAAAGGGGUCAUUGUGCCUGUUAAUCUGUUCUAGCAAUGCACAGCAAACCAAGCCCCAGAACAGAAUUUAAAUAAGGCGCCUGCUCGACUCAGUAGUCAGAAAAUAAGUUUUUUAAUGUUGGUAUUAUGCCACAGCGCUCAACAAAAUAAAGGGCCAAAUGACCGUUAAAAAAAUUUGUUCUGAUGCUUUGGUUGCGUCGCGUUGGUUCUGGUGAUUUGCUUUCACUGCGUUUUUUAAGACAAAAUUUUAUGUUAUUUGUGAAAUGCGUAAUUUCAGGGAACAGUAAAAAAGUUGGUUUUAAUUGUUAAUAAGGUAGAACGGGUAGAACCUACAUUGAAAAGGGACUGAUGGGACUAUCAAACUAAAAUUUUUAUUUUACGAUAAACUAUGGGAAAAGAGUUCUAAGAUUACCACUCAAUCGAACGAAGAAAUAACAUUAUUGGAGAUUCUGAUCCCUCGUAAAAAGUCUGACAUCGUUUUUUGUACGGCAGCUCAUUUCAUUUGGUUCACGUAGAAAAAGAUUGCUUUAUAAUGGUCAUUGUGAACUACUAUUUUUUUGACCAUCACACAUUUCCUGGAGCUAAAUACACACACGUGAGGACGAAGAACUUAAAACCCAAAACGCGAAAGAAAAAUUUAGAUAAGGAUGCAACGGACCUGGGCGUAGAUUCUCGUAGCAUUCGUAACACAAAGAAUUCGUAAUUUGACAGUCGCAUGUACUGCAGAACUGUCAAGUUAAGAAUUCUUAAAGUUACGAAUGUUUUGAGAAUCGGCACCCUGCAUCCUUACCAGCUAUUCUUCUUUUCUAUUCAUUUAUAUAUUCAAACAGAAUCAAUGCGACACCUAUACGAUGGUUUUGUCAAGCGAUCAACUGAUUCGAUGAUAUACCAGUUUCAAGUGGUUUGACGUUAGUGACACACUUUAUUUCAAAAUUAUUGCUUCCGCUUCCCGCAUAGGUGUGUACUUAAAAGCUUUACGGAAAGCUUUGUUUUUUUUUUUCUAGCACUGUAAUCGGUCUAACAGCGCUUCAGUACUUUUGUCACUCAAUUGACAGCAUUCAAUUAACCCACAGCAUUCACCGUUUUCGAACCGAAGCCAUUAAGAUUUGUUUCGCUUAAAAAUAAAAAUCGGACUUAUUUAAUCAUCUUGCCAUUAGCACAAUGUAUAGGGACUAAAAUGAAGCAGAAAAUUUUAGUUAUUCGAAAUGAAAAUUGCGAAAGGGAAGUGUCCUUACCAAUAUAGCAAAAUAUGAAAAUUUUGUUGCGCUAAAAUCAUUUGAAUUUUGAAUUGCAAAUCCGCUGACAACACGAAUUGUAUCGUUUACGGAAGGAAAAUA
Messenger RNA from Bradysia coprophila, 9857 nucleotides. It is a transcript of the gene Kr-h1, whose product is annotated as Kruppel homolog 1. The record is from RefSeq and is a predicted model, not a curated record. Gene Ontology annotation, molecular function: DNA-binding transcription factor activity, RNA polymerase II-specific; RNA polymerase II cis-regulatory region sequence-specific DNA binding. Lineage: Eukaryota; Metazoa; Arthropoda; Insecta; Diptera; Sciaridae. Gene Ontology annotation, biological process: regulation of transcription by RNA polymerase II.